AAAUAGGUUUGUAGUACUAGACAUUCUUUAAUAAUGUAGCUUUGAGACAUUAUAGCGGAAAGACAUAUUUAAAUGUACGAUAGCAAAUCUGUAUGAGUGUAAAUUUGUCAGUGGAAAAGUAAUUAAUAUAAUCUUUAAAGUAAUUUAAAAGACUUAUUUGAAAGAACCUAGUCCGGAACCUUUCUCCACCGGUCGGUGUUUAGUCCGGAAUAUAAUGCACACGCAUACUACUCUCAUGAUGGCCACUCUUACUAAAGCUUUAAAACCAAUCUUGGGAAGGCAGUUGGGAAAUACAGCAAAGGUCUUUGGCGCAGCAGUCAACAGUCAAAGAGGAAAACCUACAUACGCAGGACAAAUCAUACCUCCUCCUGCCAAGUAUGGAGGUCGGCAUACUGUAACAUUGAUUCCUGGAGAUGGGAUUGGACCAGAACUGCUUAACCAUGUGCGAGAGCUCUUCAGGUUCUGCUGUGUUCCUGUGGACUUUGAGGUGGUACAUGUAAAUUCUGCAUUAACCAGUGAGGAUGACAUCAAUAAUGCCAUUAUGGCCAUUCGCCGCAAUGGAAUUGCUCUUAAGGGUAACAUUGAGACUAACCACAUAAUGCCCCCUAACCACAAGUCACGGAACAAUCUUCUACGCACGAGUCUGGAUCUGUACGCCAAUGUGAUGCACUGCCAGUCACUUCCUGGAGUUCAGACGCGCCACAAAAACAUCGACAUCAUCAUCAUUAGAGAAAAUACAGAGGGCGAGUACAGCAGUCUGGAGCAUGAGAGUGUAUCAGGAGUUGUGGAGUCUCUAAAAAUCAUCACACGGAACAACUCCCUCCGCAUCGCUGACUAUGCCUUCAAACUGGCCCGAGAUAAAGGUCGCCACAAGGUCACGGCCGUCCACAAGGCUAACAUCAUGAAACUGGGGGAUGGGCUGUUCUUGCAGUGCUGUAAGGAGGUGGCCUCUGGAUACCCAGACAUUGAGUUUGAUAGUAUGAUUGUAGACAACACCACUAUGCAGCUUGUUUCCAAGCCCCACCAGUUUGAUGUCAUGGUGAUGCCUAACCUCUAUGGGAACGUGGUCAGCAAUGUGUGUGCGGGGCUGGUGGGUGGACCCGGUCUGGUGCCUGGUGCCAACUACGGGCGAGACUACGCUGUGUUUGAAACGGCCACCAGGAAUACAGGAAAGAGUAUUGCCAACAGGAACAUUGCCAACCCCACUGCCAUGCUGCUUGCCAGCUGCCUCAUGUUAGAUCAUCUCAAAAUUCAUGACUAUGCCAACAUGAUCCGCGGUGCGAUUCUCACCACCAUGAACGAGACCAGGUUGCACACAGUUGACAUUGGGGGUCAGGGCACUACCUCAGAAGUGGUUCAGUCUAUCAUGAGGAUCAUCCAGAGCGGCGGUCCCCUCACCACUGAGAUCUAAACCGAGUCAGCACCACUCCACCACUGUGUGACAUCAGCUUCUUAAGGACAUCUGCACUUCAUUUUGUGUCUCAAUAAUGUUGCUUCACUUGAGACAAGAGAUUUAUUCUUGAUUCCAGCAGCUUUUAUGGGGAUCAGGGGUGACGAUGGUGUUACAUGAAAUACAACAUACUUCAGCGCUGUGAUUGUGAUGUUUCUUGGGCAUAGUGGUCUUUCCAUGGGAACUGCAGAGUUUUUAGAUUUAUCAUAUUGUAUCUGAAAGGUUAUAUUGUUUUAAUGCUAUGCGAAUACAGUAUUUAUGAUGAGGGUCUUGCGCUGGAUUUGUGUUUCUGCUGCUCGGUUGCAUUCCACGUUUUAUCCAUUCUUACCAUGUUAUCCUCAAACAUAACAUAUUCAUUUUGGUUUUAUGCCUUUUUUGUUUACUUUAAUGACCCUGAACAAACCUCCAACUGUCCAUUUACAUAAUUAUAUUAUACUUGUAUAUUACUUUUUUUUUUUUUUUUUUAACUGCUUUAAGCUAUUGGGCGUUUAAAUGGACUUCAUAUUCUGGAUGUCCAUUUUUCUUUAGACUUUAUGCUGGGGUAUUAUUUAUGAUUAAUACUUAAUGUUGGUCUAAUGUUGCAUCAGUUAGUUUGAAACUUUAUGUUCCUGUACUGUCUUUUGUUAUGCAGUGCUUAACAGUAUUUGAUAAGUCUGCAUCUGGCAUACUGUCAUCUUUUGAAUUAAACAUCUACAUUUAACAUCAUGGCAUGCUGUUUUCAGAUUAGUAUAAUUAGAAUAGUUAUACAGAACUGUAAAGCAGUGGUUCUCAACCUUUUGGCUCCAUGGCUCCCAUUGUUUUCUGAUAAAAUAUAUCAAAGCUUGGCAUAAAUAGAAAACAUUAUAUACAAUAUAUGAAUAUAGUUGUUUGAUUUGAACAAUUUACGUGACUUUUCCAGGUCUAGAAAUCACACUUUCAAAAUAAAGUUGAAAUUGAAACCAUUUUAAAUUGUUCACUGGUUGAGAAUCACUUCUGUAAAGGGUUAAAAUUUGGACUGUUGCACAAAUCCUUAAUGGCUCACUGGUAAUCCAGAGACAUAAUAAAAUGGUUGUCCUCUUUAAAA
Onychostoma macrolepis is the source of this 2513-nucleotide messenger RNA. RefSeq names its product isocitrate dehydrogenase (NAD(+)) 3 non-catalytic subunit gamma (gene idh3g). Gene Ontology annotation, molecular function: oxidoreductase activity, acting on the CH-OH group of donors, NAD or NADP as acceptor; NAD binding; magnesium ion binding. The transcript has 14 exons. Gene Ontology annotation, cellular component: mitochondrion. Gene Ontology annotation, biological process: isocitrate metabolic process; tricarboxylic acid cycle. The record is from RefSeq and is a predicted model, not a curated record. The coding region runs from base 215 to 1411 and encodes 398 amino acids. NCBI's taxonomy places the organism in Eukaryota, Metazoa, Chordata, Actinopteri, Cypriniformes, Cyprinidae.